This is a messenger RNA of Anolis carolinensis (green anole), 4298 nucleotides long. RefSeq names its product importin 11 (gene ipo11). Bases 32 to 3079 code for a protein of 1015 amino acids. Gene Ontology annotation, molecular function: small GTPase binding. Lineage: Eukaryota; Metazoa; Chordata; Lepidosauria; Squamata; Anolidae. The record is from RefSeq and is a predicted model, not a curated record. Gene Ontology annotation, biological process: protein import into nucleus. The transcript has 30 exons. Gene Ontology annotation, cellular component: nuclear envelope; cytosol.
GGGGGGGGGGGGAGAAAGAGAGAAUGGAUGGAUGGCGCGCCGUUGUGACGUCACUGGGACGCGCCGUGUGGUUGUGGCGGCACGAGCUUCUGGAUCUGCAGCAACCGCAGACGAAGACUUGGGGCCCUCCGCGAAGAGAGAGCGAGUUUUCAUGGAUCUCAAUAGUGCCAGUGGUGUUGUUCUUCAGGUCUUGACCCAAGCCACUAGUCAAAAUACUGCUGUGCUAAAACCAGCUGAGGAGCAACUGAAACAGUGGGAAACACAGCCAGGGUUCUAUUCAGUGCUGUUGAAUAUCGUUACAAAUCACACCUUAGAUGUGAAUGUGAGGUGGCUAGCUGUGCUGUAUUUCAAAAAUGGAAUUGACCGCUAUUGGAGACGUGUGGCACCACAUGCUCUUUCAGAGGAAGAGAAAUCUACAUUGCGUGCAGGGCUUAUUGCCAAUUUCAAUGAGCCAGUUAAUCAGAUUGCCACUCAGAUUUCUGUCUUGAUUGCCAAAGUGGCUAGACUGGAUUGCCCUAGGCAGUGGCCCGAGCUUAUUCCUACCCUUGUAGAAUCUGUAAAGAUUCAAGAUGAUCUUCGUCAACAUAGAGCUUUACUUACAUUCUACCAUGUCACAAAGACUUUGGCAUCUAAACGACUUGCUGCAGAUAGAAAACUUUUCUAUGAUUUAGCUUCUGGAAUUUAUAGCUUUACCUGUUCCUUGUGGAAUCAUCACACAGAUACAUUCCUUCAACAAGUUUGUUGCAGAGAUGAAACAGCUAUGAGUAAUUCAUUAGAAAGGACUCUGUUAUCAUUGAAAGUGUUGCGUAAAUUUACUGUUCAUGGAUUUGUGGAACCCCAUCGGAACAUAGAAGUGAUGGGCUUCCUCCAUGCAGUAUUUGAGCGGCUAAAGCAGUUUUUGGAAUGCAGUAGAAGUAUAGAAGCAGAUCAUGUCUGCAGAGAUCGUCUAGAAAAGACUAUAAUUUUAUUCACCAAAGUGCUUUUAGAUUUCUUGGACCAACAUCCUUUUUCAUUCACAUCACUAAUUCAGAGAUCAUUGGAAUUUGCUGUAAGCUAUGUUUUCACAGAGGCCGGUGAAGGAGUUGUGUUUGAACGAUUUAUUGUCCAAUGCAUGAAUUUGAUCAAAAUGAUUGUUAAAAAUUAUGCUUACAAGCCAUCCAAAAAUGUAGAAGACAGCAGCCCUGAAACUCUUGAAGCUCAUAAGAUAAAGGCGUCAUUCUUCACAUACCCGACCCUAACAGAGAUAUGCAGGCGGUUAGUCACUCAGUAUUUCCUGUUAACCAAGGAAGAGUUAACAAUGUGGGAAGAGGAUCCAGAAGGCUUUACUGUGGAAGAAACAGGAGGAGAUUCUUGGAAAUACAGUAUCAGGCCAUGUACAGAAGUGCUCUUCAUUGAUAUUUUUCAUGAAUAUAAUCAGACUCUUACUCCAGUUCUUCUAGAAAUGGUUCACUCUCUACAAGGCCCCACCAAUGUGGAUGAUACCCAAACUCUACUGAUUAAAGAUGCUGUGUAUAAUGCAGUUGGAUUGGCAGCAUAUGAGCUAUUUGACAGUGUGGAUUUCGAUCAAUGGUUUAAAAACCAACUACUAGCAGAAUUGCAAGUCACCCAUAGCAGGUAUAAACCAAUACGUCGGCGAGUAGUCUGGCUAAUUGGACAGUGGAUUUCUGUGAAAUUUAAAUCUGACUUAAGACCUAUGCUGUAUGAAGCAAUCCGCAAUUUACUUCAAGACCAAGACUUAGUGGUUCGUAUUGAGACAGCUACAACUCUGAAACUUACUGUGGAUGACUUCGAAUUUAGAACUGACCAAUUCUUGCCAUAUCUGGAAUCUAUGUUUACCCUGCUCUUUCAGCUUCUUCAAGAAGUGAGAGAGUGUGAUACAAAGAUGCACGUACUUCAUGUUCUGUCUUGUGUAAUUGAAAGAGUCAAUAUGCAAAUACGGCCUUAUGUAGGAUGCCUGGUGCAAUAUCUACCUCUCCUUUGGAAACAAAGUGAAGAGCACAAUAUGUUGAGAUGUGCUAUCCUCACUACUCUAAUUCAUCUUGUCCAGGGCUUAGGAGCAGAUAGCAAGAAUCUUUAUCCUUUCCUCCUCCCUGUUAUUCAACUAAGCACUGAUGUUUCUCAACCUCCGCAUGUGUAUCUCCUAGAAGAUGGAUUGGAACUCUGGCUAGUGACACUAGAAAAUAGUCCCUGCCUUACCUCAGAACUGCUGAGAAUUUUUCAAAAUAUGUCUGCUCUUCUCGAAUUAAGUUCAGAAAACCUCAGAACUUGCUUUAAGAUCAUCAAUGGCUAUCUGUUUUUGUCUCCAUCUGAAUUUCUUCAGGUCUAUGCAGCUGAUCUCUGCAAAUCAUUCUGUGAGAUCUUAAAAGAUAUAACUACUGAGGGUCAAGUUCAAGUUCUGAAGGUUGUAGAAAAUGUGCUCAAAGUGAAUCCGGUCUCAGGCCCUGAAAUGUUUCAACCUCUUUUGCCAUCUGUCUUUCGUGGAAUUAUAAGUGGGGAGAGAUACCCAGUUGUAAUGUCUACUUACCUGGGAGUCAUUGGUAGAAUCCUGUUGCAAAAUAAAAGCUUUUUCUCAUUACUUAUGAACCAAAUGGCAUGUGAGAUUGGCCAGAAGCCGGAUCAACUUCUUGGUCACAUGAUUGAAAUGUGGGUUGAUCGCAUGGAUAAUAUAACUCAGCCUGAGAGAAGGAAACUUUCAGCUUUGGCAUUACUUUCUCUUCUACCAUCAGAUAAUAACAUCAUCCAAGAUAAAUUUUGUGGCAUUAUAAACAUUUCAGUAGAAGGGUUGCAUGAUGUCAUGACUGAAGACACAGAAACUAGAACAUUUAAAGACUGCAUGCUGCUAUCUACUUUUGAAGAGCCCAAGUUAACAGAAGAGGAAGAACCCCCCACAGAACAAGACAAAAGAAAAAAGUUGCUUGCGCUAAAGGAUCCAGUGCACUCUGUGUCGCUGCAGCAAUUUGUAUACGAGAAGCUAAAAGCACAACAGGAAUUGCUGGGAGAACAAGGCUUUCAAGCGCUCAUGGAAACUGUGGAUACGGAAAUAGUCACACAGCUACAAGACUUUUUACAAGGAUUCUGAAGGACCGAAGACAAGAUAUCUUGCAUCUCUUCUCUUCAGCGUCAUAAAAGCAAACUUUGCAGCCUUCCAUCUGAUUACAAAAAGAAAUGCUUCAAAAAGAGGGCUGUUCUUUGAAAUUAAAGAAGGGAGAGACCAUGGUCUUGAUUCUAAGACGUCUCCUAAUUAGUACUACAUGAAAUAUGCAUGUAUGGCCUAUAAGGGGUACAAGUUUGCAAAAGAGAGAUUUUGUAAAAGCAGAUGUCUCAUUUACUGUUGGUAACAGCUUUGAUCUCACUAUCAUGUGCUCUUAUCCUCUUAAGGUUUUCGGCAAGGAUAUCAGCUUGCUUAGGCUGCCUUACUCUAUUGUUUACUUUUAAAAUUGGGAAAAAAGGUAAUGCUUAAAGAGCAUUACAGCAGAAGGAUGUCAAACAACUUAAAUUGUGUAAAUAAUAGCAAUAUAAAUAGUGGGAAGCAUUCUUAAAGUUUCCUCUGUGGGGAGCUGGACACUAGUGUCUUUUGCGUGAAAAGAGAACUAAUGAAAUUAUCCCAGUGUUUUAAUCCAUGUAAAAGGGAAAGGGUUUAGAAUUUAAUUUUUUCAUGUUUUAGCUCUACAAAAUAGCUUUGAUUUAUAAUGUAGUGCACAGACUCUUUGACAACUUUUUAAAUUGAUCCUUAAUCACCUCCUCCAAUGAGGGUAGGAGGGAAAUGUGUUGUGCACCCUGAGCAGACAGGGUUGUGGAGCAUAUAUUUUCUGCCCUAGAAAAAUUACUUCACUAAAACUAAUUGCCUGUUAUUCUGGAUUUCUCUAAAAUGAUGCUAAUGAUGGAUUCUAAAUAAUCAAGCCUUUAUCUGGAAAAAUGACGGUUGCGAAUCAGGUAAAGUGAGUUGAGAAAUAUUUUGGGUUCCAGUGUCAUUUAAGUAAGUAUUCAUGCUUCUCCCUGUACCCCACUUUCCAGUCUUUUUCUUAUACCUCCUAUUUUAAGGAGAACCCCCCCCCCUUUUUUUUUUAGGCAAGGCUUCCUAUGCUCACUUACCUUCUUAUGUAAGAAAUUUAUUUUUAAGAAAUGGUGGUUAUGUACUAACAAAUUGUUGGUUAUUAUAUUUGUGCAGAGAGCUGAACACUAUGUCUAACCCUUGAGAUCAAUGUCUUCUUAUAAACUAGAUUACAAAUUGUACUAGAAAAUAAAAUCUGGUGCUUCCAAACUAUUAAAUCUAAAUUAAAUUUCGAAAUGAUAUCUCA